This is a messenger RNA of Microsporum canis CBS 113480, 1716 nucleotides long. RefSeq lists its product as hypothetical. The coding region runs from base 1 to 1716 and encodes 571 amino acids. Gene Ontology annotation, molecular function: transmembrane transporter activity. The record is from RefSeq and is a predicted model, not a curated record. NCBI's taxonomy places the organism in Eukaryota, Fungi, Ascomycota, Eurotiomycetes, Onygenales, Arthrodermataceae. Gene Ontology annotation, biological process: transmembrane transport. The transcript has 5 exons.
AUGGAUUCCGGGGCUAGCAUAGAUGGUACAGGCGCUAAUGAUCUUGGAUCUCUAUAUUUCCAUGAUGACGAGAAGAGUGUGUCUGAGCUGAAACAUGAAUGCCACGAGGAAAAGACAUCUGGCCUGAAGGGCAGAGAAAAUGGAGACAGCAUAAAUAACCAAGAAUGCAGCUCUGCAAAGAGGGGUGGGCUCCCACGAAGGCCUGAAGGGUGGGCGUGGACGUUUGCAGUUAUUGUACUACUUGCUUCAGCCUUUCUCUAUGGAUUGGAUACUACCAUCGUAGCGGAUGUCCAAGCGCCAGUUGUAGAGCAGUUUGGUGCUGUUCAGAAACUUAGCUGGCUAGGAUCCGGCUUUCCCUUGGGGUCCGUUGCAACAAUUCUUCCCCUCAUUAAGGCUAUAUAUAUUGCUUCUAUUGUCCUAUUCGAGGCCGGAAGUGCCCUUUGUGGAGCGGCACCAAACAUGAAUGCACUGAUUAUAGGACGAGUUGUUGCCGGGAUUGGCGGUUCUGGGAUGUAUCUAGGGGUCCUUACAUACUUCUCUGUCUUUGUCCCAGAGAGGCGUCAGCCACUCUACGUGAGUACAUCCGGAUUCGUUUGGGGACUUGGUACUGUUAUCGGUCCUGUCAUUGGAGGUCUCUUUGCACACAGUAAAGCUACUUGGAGAUGGGCUUUUUAUAUCAACCUUGUUCUAGCUGCUGUGAAGGCUCCCGUGCUGCUACUCCUGGUUCCAGACUAUCUACCAAGUUCCCAUAAUAAAGCCCUCCAAAAGCUGAAAGAGUUAGACAUUAUUGGAAUGAUACUCAACGCCGGAAUAUAUGUUGGAUGGGUAAUCCCAAUGACAUUUGCUUCCACACUCUGGGGAUGGUCCGACUAUCGCACAAUUGCCUCGUUCGUGGUCUUCGGUGUGGUCUUCAUUGCCUUUGCCAUUCAACAAGGCGUCCCUCUAUUCACAACCUUAGAGAGACGCGUUUUUCCAGCUCAAUUUUUGAGACGUUCGGUGAUGGUACUCUUAUACAUUAGCACAUCCUGCACGAACUCGGCCCUCCUCGUGCCUGCUUACUAUAUCCCGCUAUUCUUUCAGUUCACCCGGGGCGACAGUCCCGUGGAUGCUGCGGUCCGCCUCCUACCUUUAAUUAUUCUUGCGAUAGUGUCGGUAAUGAUUCAGGGUAUCACUAUGCCUCUAGUUGGGUACUACGCCCCAUACUACACAAUAAGUGGUGUUCUGAUAGUGGUAGGCUCCACUCUGAUGUCGACAGUUGAAGUGGAUACGCCCGAUUCCAACAUUUAUGGAUACAGUAUCAUAAUUGGAAUAGGUACAGGGCUUUGUGUGCAGGCUUCCUACGGGAUUGCUGCGGCUAAAGUCAAAGAAUAUGAGGUUCAGCAUGCUAUCAAUUAUAUAAACUUGGCUCAAAUCGGUGCGGAGACCAUUUCACUUACCGUCGCCGGAACAAUCUUCCAGCAGCUGGCAUUCAAGAACCUUUCCCUAUACCUGGCUGGACGAGGCUAUACCGCUGCGGAAUUGAUCGCCGCCAUUGCUGGAACGCAAUCCGCUAUCCUUCAGAAUGGCUCUAAGGAAGUCAAGGCACUAGCUAUCAAAGCUAUUGUGGAAGCUAUGAAGAAAGUAUAUAUAUCUAUGAUCGCAGCCGGGUCGCUUCAGGUGAUAUGCUCGUUUUUCCUGCCACGAGAGAAGUUAUUCAUGAAACCUGCCUCUGCAUGA